AUGCAGAUUCAGCGGCAGCAACAGGCGCUGGCGGCGGCGCAGCAGCAGAUUACCUCUCAACAGCGGCUGGUGGAGGACCUGCAGCGGGAGGUCGACAUGCUGCGCUCGGACAGGCGGAAGCUGCACAGGCGCAACGUCGAGCUGGCAGCCAGGCUGGAGCAGGCGGAGGUCGAAAGCCGCGCCGCGGCGGCCGGCGCGCACAGCGGCGUCGACGACACAGACCCGAAGCUCAACGGCCUCGGCCACGGCGGCGCGCUCUCCGGCCCCGGCUGGCGGCCCGCGGAGGGCGGCGCGCACAGCCUCGCAGACGCGCCGCCGUGGGCGCUGCACUGCGCGGUGGCGGUCGCGGCGGUGGCGGCGUCCUGGGUCUAUGGCUCAAUGCUGCUGGGCUGCCUGCCGCCCAACAGCCCCCGCCUCAAGCGGUUCUUCUUCUGCCUGUCGUACGUCAUUAUAGGCUAUGUCGCCCGCUGCGCCGCGGAGCGCCUCGGCGGCAGCGGCGGCUCGCAGCACGCGGGGGGCCCGCGGUGGGCGCCGGCGGGGGACUGGGCGGCGGCGGCGCUGCACCUCCACCACAACGGCCACGGCGCGCACGCGCAGUGA
Molecule: messenger RNA, 600 nt
Organism: Monoraphidium neglectum
Lineage: Eukaryota; Viridiplantae; Chlorophyta; Chlorophyceae; Sphaeropleales; Selenastraceae
Exons: 5
Coding region: 1-600 (199 amino acids)
Source: RefSeq, a predicted model, not a curated record